UGGAGGACGUUCUUCUGAGUAGGGGCAUACAGGGAUGCGUGUGUUCUUCUGAUGCGAUGGGGAGCUGUUGGUGCUAGAAGAAAGAGAAUACCUGCGCUGGGCAUGCAGCCAUCAUCCCAUAAUAAUGCUGAUUGACUGUUUGGAUGCUUGCCUGAGGUGCUCGAGGCCAGAAUUGCUGCUUCUCCCGGGCAAACGAGUAGCUGGUUAAAUGCAAUUGUGUCAGUAACGAAGGAGGAGUAACCAUGAGAAUAGCAGGAGCUGCAAAAUUGGUGGUAGCAGUAGCAGUGUUUCUGCUGACAUUUUAUGUCAUAUCUCAAGUAUUUGAAAUAAAAAUGGAUGCCAGCCUAGGAAAUCUGUUCGCAAGAUCACCACUUGACCCACCUGCACGCUCUACAAAACCCCCAAGAUAUAAAUGUGGAACUUCAAAAGCUUGUCCAGAGAAGCAUUUUGCUUUCAAAAUGGCAAGUGGAGCAGCCAACGUCGUUGGACCUAAAAUUUGCUUAGAAGAUAAUGUGUUAAUGAGUGGAGUUAAAAACAAUGUUGGGAGAGGCAUCAACAUAGCUUUGGUAAAUGGCAAAACAGGUGAAGAAAUGGACACAAAGUUCUAUGAUAUGUGGGGUGGUGAUGUAGCUCCACUUAUUGAAUUUAUAAAGACCAUUCCAGAUGGAACGAUUGUCUUAAUGGCAACUUAUGACGAUGGUGCCACAAAGCUUAACGAAGAGGCACGGAAACUGAUUGCUGAACUGGGAAGCACAUCUAUCACAAACCUUGGCUUUAGAGACAAUUGGGUCUUCUGUGGUGGGAAAGGAAUCAAGACCAAAAGUCCAUUUGAACAGCAUAUUAAAAACAACAAAGACACAAACAAAUAUGAAGGGUGGCCAGAAGUCGUAGAGAUGGAGGGAUGCAUCCCACAGAAGCAAGACUGAAGGAAUCGUAAAAACAACACAUACACAACAGAAUGUUGGGAGAAAAAUGCACUUUCUGUCGCUGUUGGGUGUUGGAGAGCGAACACUGUCUGCAGGCAGAAUCCUUCCGGAAAUGGUACCUUGCACAGGCGCUGUAGAAAUGAAAGGGAGUCACACAAGAACACGGUGAAGGACUCCCAUUCAUCUAAAGGGGACUUGUGUAGGAAAAUGUCCCAGUGGAGGGUGCCCUCUGUAAAUAAUUUCCAAGCAUGUUUCCACCUUUGAGUGUGCAUGAGCUUUGAGAGCUUGAAUAUCUGGCUUAUUUAUUGUUCAAACAGAGAACUUCGGUUUUUUGUAAAUAGGCCCCAGAUAAAUGAAACAAUUGUUUCUAAUGCAUUUCCCCCCUAAAAGCACAAUGUUCAGGUUACUUUUGGUAUGUCUUUUAGUACUACUGGUACCUAAUAAAUAGCUGAACUGAUUCUGAAA
Eublepharis macularius is the source of this 1391-nucleotide messenger RNA. It is a transcript of the gene FAM3C, whose product is annotated as FAM3 metabolism regulating signaling molecule C. The transcript has 10 exons. The coding region runs from base 243 to 926 and encodes 227 amino acids. The record is from RefSeq and is a predicted model, not a curated record. Lineage: Eukaryota; Metazoa; Chordata; Lepidosauria; Squamata; Eublepharidae.